CGAAACUCUGUCUUCGCUUCUAUUAAAUGUGACAUGCCGGAGUCAUUGAAUGUGGGAAACGGGAAUCCAAGUAUCCCAAUUAUUAAUGAGAGGACACUUCCAAAGUUCUUGGAAUCUGCUCGAAUGGAGAAAUCAGUCAGUAGAACCAGUACCAGGUUGAAGUUGUUCUCUGGUACUGCAAAUCCAGCACUUGCUCAGGAAAUUGCUUGGUAUAUGGGUUUGGAGCUUGGGAAGGUUAAUAUUAAGAGAUUUGCUGAUGGAGAGAUCUAUGUUCAGCUACAAGAGAGUGUUAGGGGAUGCGACGUCUAUUUGGUGCAGCCUACUUGCACUCCCACUAAUGAGAAUCUCAUGGAGCUUUUGAUUAUGGUAGAUGCUUGCCGAAGAGCUUCAGCUAAGAAAGUAACAGCUGUGAUUCCGUAUUUUGGAUAUGCAAGAGCUGAUAGGAAGACACAAGGGCGUGAAUCCAUUGCUGCCAAAUUGGUUGCUAAUCUGAUCACUGAAGCCGGUGCAGAUCGAGUUCUUGCAUGUGAUCUUCAUUCUGGACAGUCCAUGGGUUAUUUUGACAUUCCUGUCGACCAUGUGUACUGCCAGCCGGUGAUACUUGAUUAUCUUGCUAGCAAGUCAAUUUCCUCAGAGGAUUUGGUAGUGGUUUCUCCUGAUGUUGGUGGAGUAGCCAGGGCACGUGCUUUUGCAAAGAAAUUAUCAGAUGCGCCACUUGCCAUUGUCGAUAAAAGGCGUUCAGGACACAAUGUUGCUGAGGUCAUGAACCUAAUUGGUGAUGUAAAAGGGAAGGUGGCAGUAAUGGUGGAUGAUAUGAUUGAUACCGCUGGUACUAUUGUAAAAGGAGCAGCUUUGUUACACCAGGAAGGUGCUCGGGAGGUAUAUGCGUGCUGCACACACGCUGUUUUUAGCCCGCCAGCGAUAGAACGAUUAUCAGGGGGUUUGCUUCAAGAAGUGAUAGUGACAAACACAUUACCAGUCGCAGAAAAGAAUUACUUCCCGCAGUUAACAAUAUUAUCGGUGGCUAAUCUUCUGGGUGAGACCAUUUGGCGUGUCCAUGAUGAUAGUUCCGUCAGUAGCAUUUUCCUUUGACAUCUCUCAUUGCAACCAACAUUUGAACGAUUCUUGGUUUUGUUAGACGGGUGAAGGGUCGGUUUAGAAAGUUUAUCUAUCUCGGUUUAUGUUGUAACCGGCAAGCUUCACCAAAUUUGCUUGCUUUUGUCUUUUGGUAGCUUAGGUUUUUCUUAUUUGCUCCACAUCUUCAGUUAUAUGGAUCCACCCAUGGUCAUGAACCGAUUUUUGAUUAUGGUAUACACAAGUUUCUAAAAGUUUAAUAUAUCGUCUUGUAUUUU
Molecule: messenger RNA, 1352 nt
Organism: Arabidopsis arenosa
Lineage: Eukaryota; Viridiplantae; Streptophyta; Magnoliopsida; Brassicales; Brassicaceae
Source: the annotation of a GenBank genome assembly